Molecule: messenger RNA, 5503 nt
Organism: Hippopotamus amphibius kiboko
Lineage: Eukaryota; Metazoa; Chordata; Mammalia; Artiodactyla; Hippopotamidae
Gene: MCC
Product: MCC regulator of WNT signaling pathway
Exons: 19
Coding region: 163-3207 (1014 amino acids)
Biological process (GO): negative regulation of canonical Wnt signaling pathway
Cellular component (GO): cytoplasm
Molecular function (GO): calcium ion binding
Source: RefSeq, a predicted model, not a curated record
GGCAAAACCCGGAGAGGUGGACUCCCUCGCCCGGAGCGCCCGCGCGGCCACUGGGCAUGCUCCGUCGUCAGGCGGGGUCGCGGCCGCGAGCGGCGGGUGCGCCUCGCGGGUUCCUCCCGCGGCCGCGCGUCCUCCGCCCCCCGAGCAGCCGGCGGGCGCGCGAUGGCGGCGGCGGCCCGGAGCGCCAGCGGCGGCAGCAGCGGCGGCGGCGGCGGCGGCAGCAGCAGCGACACGUCCAGCACCGGCGAGGAGGAGAGGAUGCGGCGCCUCUUCCAGACGUGCGACGGCGACGGCGACGGCUACAUCAGCAGAAAUGACUUGUUGAUGGUCUGUCGCCAGUUGAAUAUGGAAGAGUCUGUGGCUGAGAUCAUGAACCAGCUGGGCGCUGACGAAAAUGGGAAGAUUUCCUUCCAGGAUUUUACAAGGUGCCGCAUGCAGCUUGUCAGAGAAAUUAGGAAGGAGGAAGGAGGCCUUUCUGAGAAGUCAGACAACUCCCGUUGCAAGAAGAAGCUGAGGGACAGAACGGCCUCCUGGCCCACGAGCAGUGACAACAGUUUGGGUGCCUUAUCAGCGGCCAGGGAGAGCUGGGAAUACGACUCAGGAGCCAGGGACCUCCAGAGCCCGGACCUGCAGAGUCAGUCAGCCCUGCAGAAGCUUCUGGAGGAUGGGGAAAGCUCUCUGCAUCAGCAGGCUGCCGCUCUCCACAAGCUGCUCACACAGUCCCCGCACGGUGGCAACUCUGUAGGAGGAAGCUAUCUAGAGCUGGCCAACACGCUUCACUUGGCAGCCCUGGCAUCACUCAAGGGAGAUAUAGUGGAGCUUAAUAAACGUCUGCAGCAAACGGAGCGGGAACGGGACCUUCUGGAAAAGAAAUUGGCCAAGGCACAGUGUGAGCAGUCCCACCUCAUGAGAGAGCAUGAGGACGUCCAGGAGCGAACGACGCUUCGGUACGAGGAACGCAUCACAGAACUCCACAGCAUCAUCGCCGAGCUCAAUAAGAAGAUAGACCGUUUGCAAGGCACCACCAUCAGGGAGGAGGAUGAGUACUCAGAACUGCGAUCAGAACUCAGCCAGAGUCAACACGAGGUCAACGAGGACUCUCGCAGUGUGGACCAAGACCAGACCUCUGUCUCCAUCCCUGAAAACCAGUCCACCAUGGUCACUGCAGACAUGGAUAACUGCAGCGACCUGAACUCGGAACUGCAGAGGGUGCUGACGGGGCUGGAGAAUGUGGUCUGCUGCAGGAAGAAGAGCAGCUGUAGCCUCUCGGUGGCGGAGGUGGACAGGCACAUCGAGCAGCUCACCACGGCCAGUGAGCACUGUGACUUGGCCAUUAAGACAGUGGAGGAGAUCGAGGGGGUCCUCGGCCGGGACCUGUAUCCCAACCUGGCUGAAGAGAGGUCUCGAUGGGAGAAGGAGCUGGCUGGGCUGAGGGAAGAGAAUGAGAGCCUGACUGCCAUGCUGUGCAGCAAAGAGGAGGAGCUGAACAGGACCAAGGCCACCAUGAACGCCAUCCGGGAGGAGCGGGACCGGCUGCGCAGGAGGGUUCGAGAGCUUCAAACUCGACUGCAGAGUGUGCAGGCCGCAGGGCCCUCCAGUCCUGGCCGUCUCACUUCCGCCAACCGCCCCGUGAACCCCAGCACCGGAGAGCUGAGCACGAGUAGCAGCAGCAAUGACAUCCCCAUCGCCAAGAUUGCCGAGAGAGUGAAGCUAUCAAAGACCAGGUCCGAAUCUUCAUCAUCUGAUCGGCCAGUCCUGGGCUCAGAAAUCAGCAGCAUAGGGGUAUCCAGCAGUGUGGCGGAGCACCUGGCCCACUCCCUUCAGGACUGCUCCAACAUCCAAGAGAUCUUCCAGACACUCUACUCCCAUGGAUCUGCCAUCUCGGAAAGCAAAAUUAGAGAGUUUGAGGUGGAAACAGAACGCUUGAAUAGCCGUAUCGAACACCUCAAAUCCCAAAAUGACCUUCUGACCAUCACCCUGGAGGAAUGCAAAAGCAAUGCCGAGAGGAUGAGCAUGCUGGUGGGGAAGUACGAGUCCAACGCCACGGCGCUGAGGCUGGCCCUCCAGUACAGUGAACAGUGCAUCGAAGCCUAUGAACUCCUCCUGGCGCUGGCCGAGAGCGAGCAGAGCCUCAUCCUGGGGCAGUUCCGCGCGGCUGGUGUGGGGUCGUCCCCUGGAGACCAGUCAGGGGAUGAGAACAUCACUCAGAUGCUCAAGAGAGCUCACGACUGCCGGAAGACAGCCGAGAACGCCGCCAAGGCCCUGCUCAUGAAGCUGGACGGCAGCUGCGGGGGAGCCUUUGCUGUCGCCGGUUGCAGCGUGCAGCCCUGGGAGAGCCUGUCCUCCAACAGCCAUACCAGCACGACCAGCUCCACAGCCAGCAGCUGUGACACGGAGUUUACUAAGGAGGAUGAACAAAGGCUGAAGGAUUACAUCCAGCAGCUCAGGAACGACAGGGCGGCGGUCAAGCUGACCAUGCUGGAGCUGGAGAGCGUCCACAUCGACCCUCUCAGCUACGACGUCAAGCCCCGGGGAGACAGCCAGCGGCUAGAUCUCGAAAACGCGGUGCUGAUGCAGGAGCUGAUGGCCAUGAAGGAGGAGAUGGCCGAGCUGAAGGCCCAGCUGUACCUCCUGGAGAAGGAGAAGAAGGCCCUGGAGCUGAAGCUGAGCACAAGGGAGGCCCAGGAGCAGGCCUACCUGGUGCACAUCGAGCACCUGAAGUCCGAGGUGGAGGAGCAGAAGGAGCAGCGCACGCGGUCCCUCAGCUCCACCAGCAGCGGCGGGAAGGACAAGGCCGGCAAGGAGUGUGCCGAUGCUGCCUCCCCAGCUCUGUCUCUGGCUGAACUGAGGACGGCGUGCAGCGACAGCGAGCUGGCCGCGGAGUUCGCCAACGCCAUCCGUCGAGAAAAGAAGUUAAAGGCCAGAGUCCAAGAGUUGGUGAGUGCCUUAGAAAGACUCACCAAGAGCAGUGAAAUCCGACACCAGCAAUCAGCGGAGUUCGUUAAUGACCUAAAGCGAGCCAACAGCAACCUGGUGGCUGCCUAUGAGAAAGCAAAGAAGAAGCAUCAAAACAAGCUGAAGAAGCUGGAGUCUCAGAUGAUGGCCAUGGUGGAGAGACAUGAGACCCAAGUGAGGAUGCUCAAGCAAAGAAUAGCUCUGCUGGAGGAGGAGAACUCCAGGCCUCACACCAACGAAACUUCACUUUAAUCAGCUCCCGGGCUCCACAGUUCUGUCCGUGGAAACUAAAGUCUAGCGGGUCAAUGAGGAGAGAGGGGCCCCAGAGGACAGAGUACCUGCUGGGAGCAGAAAAGGCAAGGUUGGCAGGUGGGUCAGCACUUGGACAAGGGAGUGGCCUGGACUCAGCCCCGGGGCAAGUGGCUCUGGUGACACGGGGUAGCCUGUAUCCAGAGGAUCCUGCUCCUCCCCUCCUGGGCUGUGGAACCCCUGCCAUGUGUGCCAGCUCUGUGGGUCUUGCUUUUGUUUUCAGCACUGACUCUGUCACUCUCCUACGUUUCUGUUCUGGACAUUGUGCAUCAGUGGUGUAAUCCAGGCAUCAUCUGUUUAAGACCUUCCAUUCUUUUUUUUUUUUUUUUUCCCCUCCUUUUGGUAGACAGCAACCUUAUCUCUAGCAUUCCCAGUUUCUCCUCUUUCCUCCUCCUUCAGGGGAAGACUGAUGGCGGGGGGGGGGGGGCGGGGGGGCACGGUGCUCGGCAUCUGGAAGAACUGCUGUUUUUGUUUACUGCAACUAGGCUUUGGUUUUCAAGUGCCAGGUAUCAACGCUUAAGAUACAGACUGUCACACAGAGCUGUUCUGGGAGGCUGACCACAGGCAGAUAGCACACAGGUGGUUCCUUACAGUCCCAGACAGGCUGAAGUUACAGGUAGAGCAGUUUGCUGUGAACCGCUCUGUAUGGGUGAAUGAAAACUUCUUUUACCUCUCAUGUGGAAGCAGGGCUGGGCAGGGAGCGCUCUUUAGAGAGGGAUUUUCCCCAUCCCCGUGGAGCCUUAUUAACAGCCAAGGCUUGGUGUGGAAAGAAUCCUGUUGAUACAUGUAAGGAAACUUAACUUUUGUCAGGAGCUUCUUCCAGAGCAGAGGCACAUCAGUACUUUCCCCCACCCCAGGGCACUAUGUAAUUGCUGUUCUACAUGAAUCAAAGCUGGUCCACAUGAACACAGAGACAGCUCGGGACCUGCCUCUGUUUCUCUAAGGGCAGCAGGCAGGAUGCUGAGUGCAUCAUGUUUUGCAGGCUGAUCCCACCAAUUUAAGAGAUUGCUAUUGCAGCACCAGUUCAACACUUCACUCCUGCUGUUACAAAGGGCAGGGAGUGAGGGAGUGGUCGUUGAGGCCUCCUUUUAUCCCCCCGAGACAUGGUGAUGGGUAGCAUAUCAUGCUUCAGCAGGUGAAAUUUUAAGCAAAACACUGACAGGACGGGGCAGGACCAAACUACCUGAAUUUUUUCAGGAAGGUCUUCCAUUUUAAAACAAAUUCUCCAUCCCUUUUCUACUAUAACCUUCCCCUGUUGCAGCUUUCACUUUGUUUUUCAGUUCUUCUGUCACUGCCCUACACUGACUGAUACAUUUUACAGGACCACUUGCCAUUUAUUCUGUAGCACCUGAAGAUCCACCCAAAGUCACCUAUAAGCAAUAUGCCCAAUGCCACAGUUCACAAAGUUCUGCUUAUGAGCAGAUCACUGCAUUCACAGCCCCGUGUCCACGAGCUACUUUCAGAGGGCAUGACACAAGUUCCUCAGCCUCUGCACAACAGGGAAGGACACUAGCCACCACCCUGGAAGGCAGAGCAGUUCUAUCCUAAAAGCAAUCACCCUUCUCUCUCAGGCCAGCAGCGAGGCUGCACCAUCCCAGCCGCCCCCCCCCCCCCCAAAUCAACUCCUCAGUAUGAAACGCCCAGAUUUUGGAUGCUUUGACAGCUGUGACCCACUGGCUUGUUUCUGUUAUAAAUCAGGUAAACUUGGUUCUUGUGACAUUGUCAAUUUUUAUUCUUCAGAUAGUUUAAUUUUGUUACAAGGGAAAUGUUUUGGCUGAAAAGUGUGUGCAAAAGGUGUAACGUGUAAGAUGAAAUCAGUGUUCUGUUUUUCCAGCUUGCUCAGGAAAACAUCCUCCCUAAGCAAACUGGGCUGUGCAAAGAACAGGGAGCCAUUCAUGAUUUUCUCUUGUGUGACCUGAACAGGCAUCAAAACAGAUGGAUGGUUUUCAUUUUCAUUUUCACCAACACUAAAAAGUGUAGCUGAUGCAGGACCUCUGUGUGUACCAUUCUUGCUCCAAGUGAAAACAGAACCCGCUCUUCUAAGGUCAUGAAACUCCUCCAGACCUGGGAAGUCUCGGCUCCUACAUUAUGAGCCCCAGUAUUACUGAUCCUCCUUGGCCUCAUUUUGAGUUUAUACUUCAAUAUAAUACUUUCAGAUAUAUGGUGGUUGGGUGAAAACUAUUUCCCCGGCAAAACUGUUACUUUUAUAAAUGUGUAGAAUAAAAGCUAUUAAAUAGUU